Penicillium subrubescens is the source of this 366-nucleotide messenger RNA. RefSeq names its product putative progesterone binding protein. NCBI's taxonomy places the organism in Eukaryota, Fungi, Ascomycota, Eurotiomycetes, Eurotiales, Aspergillaceae. Gene Ontology annotation, cellular component: endomembrane system; membrane. Bases 1 to 366 code for a protein of 121 amino acids. The transcript is spliced from 3 exons. The record is from RefSeq and is a predicted model, not a curated record.
AUGUCUGAACGAUUUGCACCAAAGGUCCCAGUCCAACUGGACCCACCAAAGGAUGACCCCAUUUCCACAGAGGAAUUGGCCAAAUGCGACGGUUCCGACCCCAACCGCCCCACGCUAGUUGCCAUCAAAGGCACUGUUUUCGACGUCACUCGUAACGCUGCCUAUGGUGCGGCGGGCCAAUAUCGUGUUUUCGUUGGAAAGGAUGCCUCGCGCGCUCUUGCUAAGUCCUCGCUGAAGCCCGAGGAUUGUGUGCCGGAGUGGUAUGAUUUGGAUGAGAAGGAGAAGACAACGCUGGAUGAGUGGUACACUUUCUUCAGCAAGCGGUAUAACAUUGUUGGUAAGGUUGAGGGUGCAAAGAACCUUUAG